Messenger RNA from Drosophila novamexicana, 1394 nucleotides. RefSeq names its product transmembrane protein 170A. The transcript has 2 exons. Bases 653 to 1045 code for a protein of 130 amino acids. The record is from RefSeq and is a predicted model, not a curated record. Lineage: Eukaryota; Metazoa; Arthropoda; Insecta; Diptera; Drosophilidae.
AAGCGUUCCAGCUCCGUUGCCAUGUAAAAUAGAACGCAGUCGAAGAAAAACGAACAAUAAUUAAAAUAUUUAAGUAUUUAAUCAAGUGUAUAUCAAUUGUGCAUAACGACACAAUAUACUAAAUAACGCGAUGUGCUUUAAAUAGUUAAUCAAGAAACCCCAGCUAGGAGUUGGUGAAUCACUGCCGCUGCAAGUGCUAUUUUGGUGUGGCCUUUUUAAUCGAUUCCCGUUUGGCCUGCGCCAAAAGAAAACAAAGCAAAAUAUUUGUUCAGCGCACAAGGGCAAAACAACAUACUAAGCUUAUAAGAGCGACUGGAACGGGUACGGAUCGCACGCAAGGAUCAAACUUAGUUAGUGUUCCUUGACAAUGCCCAACACAAUUAACUACAAUGCACAGUGCUUUAUUUACACUUUCCAGCUGCACAUUAAUCAGACCGACGCGAACCAUAGCUAAAAAACAGCAGCAACAAAAUACAAAUGACCAAAACUCGACGUCGGAGCAACGGAAAAGCAAUAAUUAAACGUAUUUAAUAGCAACUAAAACAACAUCAACAACAACCAUCACUGGGUACUUCCAAUAAUUGUAGCCAAAAUUCUACGAAUUCAGGAUUAUAGAUACAUUUACACUCACUGCUUGCCCAUCCUGCUGGCCAUGUACUCGGAACCCAUCGAUACCGAUGAGCUGGACGCCAUUGUCGAUGUGGUUGGGCUGCGCUCCCAGGCGCGGCUCAACACGUUCCGCGAGAUGUGGUACCAUGUCUUUCUGUGGGCCUUCUUCUCAUCGAUAUUUAUACACACCUGCGCCGCCUUGGUGGCAUUUGUGACGCUGCGCCGGCACAAGUUUGGACGCUUCUUCUCCAUACUGAUACUGGUGAUGGGAUUUGUAUCGCCCGCGAGCAGCGGCAUCAUCAGCAGCGCUGUGAUCGCAUUUGUCCAUCGCGCUUCCAGCCUGCCCAUGUCGCCGAUCUAUGCUCUCUUCUGGGGCGUCGGACAGACCAUCUUCUCGGCCUGCCUGGGCUUCUUUCGCAUUCUGGCCACGCUGUAGAAAGAUGCGACGAACUGACUUUCACAUUGGCACCCAAACCCAUCUCUUUAUUUAUGUAAAAAUCCUCUGUCAAAUACGUAGCUCUCAUUUGUAUAUGAUAGGUACACAUAUGUUUUUCGAGCGCAUUCAAGUUGGAAAGUUCAACCUAAUAUGCCUAGUUUAUUUUGAAUUAAUAUCGUAUAGAAUUUUUAUUAAUUUAGAAAAUCGAAAAUCCGUAAUUUUAAAUAGUAUUUUCUACGCGCCAAAUCGAAAUAUCUAUCAACAAAUUGUUCAGGUGUAGAACUUAAACUAAUUAAACAAUUAUGUACAUUUUUAAGAGACACGCGUAUAAAAAUAUUGUGAUUUUUAA